Messenger RNA from Lemur catta (Ring-tailed lemur), 2374 nucleotides. It is a transcript of the gene HBEGF, whose product is annotated as heparin binding EGF like growth factor. The record is from RefSeq and is a predicted model, not a curated record. The coding region runs from base 276 to 899 and encodes 207 amino acids. The transcript has 6 exons. Gene Ontology annotation, biological process: positive regulation of mitotic nuclear division; positive regulation of cell population proliferation; epidermal growth factor receptor signaling pathway. Gene Ontology annotation, molecular function: heparin binding. Lineage: Eukaryota; Metazoa; Chordata; Mammalia; Primates; Lemuridae.
GCGCUCAGUCCGCCGUGGGAGCCGCGCGCCGCGUGCUGCUGGGGCCUGACCGAGGGGCGGGGGUCGGCUGGACGCACGGACCGGUGAAGUGAGCAGACAGACGCACGGCGGCUGCGAGCUGCGCGCAGGUCCCAGCCACGCUUGCACCCGGAGGCAGGCAGAACGCAGUACCCGGCCGAAUCGCCUGCACUCCGCCACCCAGCUCCCGUGCCAGCGCCCAGCGGCCGCCGCCUCCAAAGUGAUCCUGCCUCGCCGCCUCCACUCGGUCCGGGACCAUGAAGCUGCUGCCGUCGGUGGUGCCGAAGCUCUUUCUGGCUGCAGUGCUUUCGGCGCUGGUGACUGGCGAGAGCCUGGAGAGGAUUCGGAGAGGGCUGGCGGCUGGAACCAGCAACCCAGACCCUCCCACUGGAUCUACGGACCAGCUGCUACCCUCUGGAGGCGGCAGGGACCGGGAAGUCCUUGACUUGCAAGAGGCAGAUCUGGACCUUUUUAGAGUUGCCUUCUCCAAGCCACAAGCUCUGGCCACACCAAGCAAGGAGGAGCAUGGGAAAAGAAAGAAGAAAGGCAGGGGGUUAGGGAAGAAGAGAGACCCAUGUCUUCGGAAAUAUAAGGACUUCUGCAUCCAUGGAGAAUGCAAAUAUGUGAAGGAGCUCCGGGCUCCAUCCUGCAUCUGCCACCCAGGUUACCAUGGAGAGAGGUGCCAUGGGCUGAGCCUCCCAGUGGAAAAUCGCUUAUAUACGUAUGACCACACAACCAUCCUGGCAGUGGUGGCCGUGGUGUUGUCAUCCGUCUGUUUGCUUGUCAUCGUGGGGCUUCUCAUGUUUAGGUACCAUAGGAGAGGAGGUUACGAUGUAGAAAAUGAAGAGAAAGUGAAGUUGGGCAUGACUAAUUCCCACUGAGAGAGACCUGUGCUCAAGGAAUCGGCUGGGGACUGCUACCUCUGAGAAGACACAAGUUGAUUGCAGAUUCUGCAGAGGGGAAGGACUUCACAACUAGCCAUGAAGACUCUUUGGUCCCCAGUUGCUGUCUAGAUUGGGCCUCCCAUAAUUGCUUUGCCAAAAUACCAGAGCCUUCAAGUGCCAAACAGAAUAUGUCCAAUGGGAUCUGAGUCAGAAGAAAGAAAGCAAAAGUGAGGGACCUUCAUGCCCUUCUGAUUCCCCUCCACCAAACUCCACUUCCCCCCAUAAGUUUCUUUAAACACUUAUCUUCUGGAUUAAAAUGCCAGUUAAAUUCCAUACGCUCCAGGAUCUUGGACUGAAAAAAAGAAGAGAAAGAAGAAGAAGGAGAAUAAGAAGGAAAGAUUUGUGGACUGGAAGAAAGCAACAAAGAUUGAGAAGCCAUGUACUCAAGUAGCCACCAAGGGAUCUGCCAUUUGGACCUUCCAGCGCUGGAUUCAAUGAGCUAACUGUGAAAUACCACAAGCCCAAGAACUCUGAAUUUUGGGACUUCUACCCAGAUGGAAAAAUAACAACUAUUUUUUGUUUGUUUGUUUGUUUGUUUGUAAAUGCCUCUUAAAUUAUAUAUUUAUUUUAUUCUAUGUAUGUUAAUUUAUUUAGUUUUUAACAAUCUAACAAUAAUGUUUCAAGUGCCUAGACUGUUACUUUGGCAAUUUCCUGGCCCUCCACCCAGCAUCCUCACCAUCUGGCUCAGUGCCACCCUCCCUUGCCGCAAAGCUGAGAUGGCUCUAUGACCCAUCUAUAGUAAUUUAUUGUCUGUUCACAUUUCUGAAGAUCUUCCAUGAUCAGAGUGCCACAGGGGGCGUUCUGUAUGGUCAGGAUGUAGGGAUUAACUUGGUCAGAGCCACUCUAUGAGUUGGACUGCAGUCUUGCCUAGGCGAUUUUGUCUACUGUUUGUGUUUUGAAAGCCCAAGGUGCUGAUGUCAAAGUGUAACAGAUAUCAGUGUUUCCCUGUGUCCUUUCCCUGCCAAAUCUCACAAGAGGUUGGGCUUCCAUGCCUGCAGCUUUCCUGGUCUCUCACCCCCAUGACCCCCGACCCACAGAAUGGGAACUCACUCUCCCUUGUGUCAAGACAUUUCUCUUACUCCUGCCAUUCUUCUGGUGCUACUCCAUGCAGGCAUCAGUACAGCAGAGGACAGUCUGGAGAAGGUGUUAGCAAAGAGAAAGGCUGAGGAGGAACAGGGAAUGUUGAACUGACUGUUCUUGGUAAUUGAUUACCUACCAAUUGCUACAGAGAAGGUUGGAGGUGGGAAAGGCUUUUGUGUAAUCCCACCCACCUCACCAGAACUACAAAGAUAUGUUGUCAUGGUCCCUUCUGGAAACUUCUGGUGCCAUUUCUGAACUGUUACAACCUGUAUUUCCAAACCUGGUUCUUAUUUAUAUUUCGCAAUCCAAAUAAAGAUAACCCUUACUCCGUA